This is a messenger RNA of Pistacia vera, 3099 nucleotides long. RefSeq lists its product as uncharacterized. Gene Ontology annotation, molecular function: protein binding. The record is from RefSeq and is a predicted model, not a curated record. The coding region runs from base 491 to 2749 and encodes 752 amino acids. The transcript is spliced from 7 exons. Lineage: Eukaryota; Viridiplantae; Streptophyta; Magnoliopsida; Sapindales; Anacardiaceae.
UUGAGCUUUUUCUUUAUCCAUGGAUCUCUACUUAAGAUUGAAUCAAAAUGAUCCUUGCCCCUUUUGAUUAUAAAUAGUAAAGAAAAAGGUCUGUUCCAAUAUUCUCAAACUGCAAAAAAAUAUCUCCAAAAGCAACCUGAUAUAAUUUCAAUCGUGUGUGUUGAAGUUUUUCUCCUCAAUUCCAAACACCUAUCUCUCUCCAAGCUACUUGUGGUGUGUCCCUUGAUCUCCUCCUCUCUCCUCCCUAUCCAACGCGUGAAGAACUUCAGUCAUAGUUGGAUUCAACCAGCUGGAUCACUCCCACCCGAAAUAUUCAGCUAUACAAUUGACUGAUCAGGUAGAAUUAAUAGGAGAAAUUUUUUGCAAAUAUUUUGUUGGAUUCUUCAUUAAUUCUUCUCUUGCCUCCAUAGGGACGUAUUGGAAUUGGAGAAUGACGACGGACGGUUAUUAUGGGCCUUAUCGGGCAGCCCUGUAGGAGGAUUGGGUUUUCAUGUUGUACUUCUUCGAAAAAAAUCCUAAUGCUAUGUCAUUGCCUCUAUCUGCCGCCAGGGACACUGCAUUUCACUUGUCAGUUUUCAGCAAUGAUAAACAGCCGAUUAAACAUUUACUUGAUAUUGCCAAAAAAAACCAUAUGACAACAGAUGACGUUUUGGCAAAGAAUAAGUACGGAGACACAGCUCUUCAUGAGGCUGCUGCCAAUGGGAACCUUGAGGCGGUAAAGCUCUUGGUGGAAUACGAUAAGGAGCCCUCUUAUGAUGUUGAAAAUACAGAGUUCCUUGAGGAUAUUAAUGACGAAGGCGAAACCCCACUGUUUAAAGCUGCUGCAUAUGGGAGAACAAAAGUGGUGAAGGUUUUAGCUUCUGAGCGAUUUGAACAACUGAUCAGAGGAACAAAUUAUGAAAUUACAGAAACAGGAGAAAUAAAAAUAGUAGAAGUUACACAGCUGAAAGACAUUCACCGCCAUAAAAUAACCCAUAUGAAGGAAAAGCCUAAACCGUCUACACCCCUAGAAGAAAAAACCAUAGAACUGCAAGGAGCUUCCAUUAGUCUGCACGUUGCAUCUGAACCUUCCAAACCGCCUACACCCGUAGAAGAAAAAACCAACAAAGUGCCUGGAGCCUCCAUUUUGCACGCUGCCAUCCAAGGAGAGCAUUUUGAAACGGCUCUACUAUUACUUAAACUGGAUAAAAGCUUAGCAACAUUAGAGGACGAAAAUGGCAGGACCAGUCUUCACCUGCUAGCCACUAUGCCCUCUGCUUUUAAAAGUGGAUACCGAAUGGGCACAUGGAUCAGCAGAGUCUUCUACUUCUGCUUUCCAAUUGAUGAUCGUAUAAAUGAUGAUGAAAAGAGGAUUUGGUUUAAUCUCUUCAAAGGCCUUCGUUUUGGUGAUGAUGUAGAUGACAAAGAACUUUGUUGUUUAAAUCUCUUUAAAGGGUGGUGGAUACUGGGAAAAAUCUGUUCACCAGCGAGAAAAAUCUGUGAAGCUAAGAGAAAGCAUAAACUUGCUUUUGGACUUGCCAAGAUCCUAAUAGCAGUAGAUGAUUCGUGGAUGGAAAAAAUUGAAGAAACCAUCCCAACAAUUUCAUCAUCUGAUGUUGAUGAACACGGCAAUAUUCGAGCUAGAGCACCGACUGAAGAAGAUUCUAAGCCAAGCCCUUUAUUUCUAGCAACUGAAAGAGGAAUAAUAAAGAUUGUCAAAGAGAUACUUAAAGUCUGUCCCCCAUUAGUUGAGUACGAGAAUAAUCUAAAGCAGAACAUAUUGCAUGUAGCUAUUAAGCACCGACAAAAGAAGAUAUUCGAUCAUGUGAAAAGGAUGAAGAUGCCAAUGACAAGGUUAGUCCGAGGGAUUGACAUAAAUGGCUACACCAUUUUACACCAUGCUGCAUACACGAACGAUGAAUCUAGAGAAAUUCACCCUGCAGGACCUGUAUACGAACUGCAAGACGAGCUAAAGUGGUACAAACGUGUGGAGAAGGUGACGCCCCCCCACUGCCUCAUGUUGCCUGAUUCAGAGUAUAAAAAGACUUGCGAAGAACUCUUCAAUAUGAAGCAUAAUGAACUACUGACGCGAGCACGACAAUGGAUAAAAGAGACUUCUCAAUCUUGCUCUGCAGUGUCUGUUCUUGUUGCCACCGUUGUCUUCGCAGCUGCCUACACAGUACCUGGAGGUUCCAAGGAUAACGGGUAUCCAGUUUUCCUCAACAACAAAUUCUUCAUGUUUUUCACAGUCAUGGAUGUGGUUGCUUUAGCCUGCUCCUUGACCUCGGUGGUCAUGUUCUUGUCCGUCCUCACAUCACCUUUUAAUUACGAAGAAUUCCUUCACGCGCUCCCUCGAAAACUUACAAUAGGCUUCUCCUUACUCUUCAUUGCCUUGACUACAACAAUGCUUGCAUUCGCGGCAACAUUAUUGCUGAUCGUUCAUUUCCAAAAGCCACGUUGGACCACCACUAUCAUUUACACUGCUGCAUUUCUUCCGGUCAGCAUAUUUGCACUCACGCAAUUCCCUAUGUAUGUUGCAUUUAAGGUAACUUUGCUCAAGUUUUACAAGUGGAAUAAGAAGUUUUACAAGUCGAUUAAGAAGCCUUUUCCUCGUAAAUGGUUUGAGAAGCCGGAGAAGCCGAUUGCAACCAGGCUUCAAGUUUGUUCCAGGCGGGUUGCAAACAAGAUACAAUUUUGUACGAAGCAGCAGCUUCAGACAAAUGGACUGUCGUCUAAGAGGAAUGAUGAUGAUCUAGGCCUAGACCCCUAGUAUGACAGAUUUAUAUAUGUUGCUCGAAAUGUUAAAGGAGGCUGAUAGAUCACCGAUGCAAGAGACUUCUAUUGGAUAUUAAUUAAAGGGUUGAAUAGUUCUAUUCUCCGACUGAUUAAUAUUAAUUAAUGGUGAGUGUUUUGUUGAUUGUAAAGUGCAGUGGCAUACUUGAGAGAAGAACUUGUGUGUGUUUAACACUGUGUUCAAGGCAUGCAGUUUACCAAGUCAACUUGCUUUGAGUCUAUUGUUAAUUUAGCAUUUGACGGGUCAGCAAACUGUUAGUAGUUGGCUAAUUGUUAAAAUAUCAAACUCAGCUGAAGCUUCUAAAACUGCAUUUAUAAUGUAUAUAU